Penicillium salamii is the source of this 2625-nucleotide messenger RNA. The record is from the annotation of a GenBank genome assembly. Lineage: Eukaryota; Fungi; Ascomycota; Eurotiomycetes; Eurotiales; Aspergillaceae.
AUGGGACCACACGAUGGCAUUUCCAGUCGGAAUGCCAACGCACCAUUCGAUGAAUCAGCCACCUCGUCCCCGGGCUUGCAAAGCCCAGUCGACACGCCAUCCCUAGAAAAGCCCAACGCGCUAGACCGACCGGAGGACAUCUUACCCAGAGACCGCCAGCAGAAAACGGCCACCUACGACUAUGCCUAUGAGAAGUCCUUGAGUCACGCGGAGGCGAGACUCUUCUACCAGCAUCACCAGCUGGCCGCACGAAACAGCGAGACCGUCCCUCCGAGUCCAGUAGUACCUGCCCGUGCCGAGACGCACCCAGACGAGCCACAACUCGAGCACGCAGAGGAGAUGGGUCCAAACCAGGGCUCCAGCGAAGGUUCGAUAGUCGCGGAGUCCGAUCCGGCCACCUUGGUGCUUCAAACCGAGCCUGAAGACCCCCAGCCGCCCGCGUCGCACUACCUGGAGGAAGAUGAGGAGGCCGCAAAUGGCGCCGCCCAGAACCAGGCAGCACUGUUGAGCGCGGUUCACGGGCAGGGGCCAUACCAGGCGGCAUCGGAGGGCUUGCAAAGCACUGGGCUGGGGAUUGGACAGGCGCAGGUUGCUAGUGGCUUCACCUCGAGCAGCGCGGCGGUAACCUCGGAGCUGAGUGCCAUCUAUCGCAAGAUUAAGAAAUUGCUGGAUCGGCGAGCCCAGUAUAUGGAAUUGUCCUUGCAGGGGCCCGGGCAUGAUCCCAAGGACCAGCCAGACUGGAAUAUCUAUCCCCCUCCCCCAGAACCAGCGUGGGAUGAUGGCAAAGAAUAUCAACCAGGUAAUGCUGGAGGCCCAUCCGACCUGAAUGGGAAAAAGAGAAAGAUGGGUCAAGACAUCGGAGAGGACUUUGAUAUGGAGGAAUUGCUGCCGCUGCCCGAGGAAUCCUCGUGGACCUAUCGACUCGAUAGUAACAGUGUCUAUCAGGUCUUUGAGUCCGAGACCGCCGCUGACGAGCAGAAGCCCAUGGUCAACAUCCCGUCGCUGCGGGAUUUCUACAUGGACUUGGAUGCGGUGGUGGAUGUAUCAACGGAUGGACCGGCCAAGAGCUUUGCGUUCAAGCGACUUUCGUACCUGGAAGGCAAAUUCCAGCUCUACACCCUCCUGAACGAAUAUCAGGAAAUGGCAGACAGCAAGAAGGUUCCGCACAGAGACUUUUACAAUGUUCGAAAAGUCGAUACUCACGUGCAUCAUUCCGCUUGCAUGAACCAGAAACACUUGCUUCGUUUUAUCAAAAGCAAGAUGAGAAAAUCGCCGGAUGAGGUGGUCCUUUUCCGUGAUGGAAAACAUUUGACCUUGAAAGAGGUCUUUGAGAGUAUCAAUCUCACGGCUUAUGACCUGAGUAUUGAUACGUUGGACAUGCAUGCCCACACGGACUCGUUCCAUCGGUUUGACAAGUUCAACCUCAAGUACAACCCUGUCGGGGAGUCUCGACUGCGUGAAAUCUUCCUCAAGACAGACAACUACAUCAAGGGCCGCUACCUGGCGGAGAUCACCAAGGAAGUGAUCUCUGAUUUGGAAUCCAGUAAAUACCAGAUGGUAGAGUGGCGAAUUUCGAUCUACGGUCGUUCUCUUCAAGAAUGGGACAAGCUCGCGGCGUGGGUGGUCGACAAUAAACUCUUCUCACCCAACGUUCGCUGGCUCAUCCAAGUGCCUCGUCUCUAUGAUGUCUACAAGGCCAGUGGCAUGAUGGAGAAUUACGAGCAGGUCAUCGCCAACGUCUUCCAGCCAUUGUUUGAAGUGACCAAGGACCCGUCCAGCCAUCCUAAGCUUCACAUCUUCCUUCAGCGAGUGGUUGGAUUCGACAGUGUCGACGACGAGAGCAAACCCGAGCGCCGGUUGUACCGCAAGUAUCCUAUUCCCCGGGAAUGGAACACUAAACAGAACCCGCCCUAUACUUACUGGCUGUACUUUAUGUUCGCCAACAUCGCUUCCCUCAACAACUGGCGUAAACGCCGAGGGUUCAACACCUUUGUUCUUCGGCCACAUUGCGGAGAGGCAGGUGACCCAGACCAUUUGGCCGUCGGAUUCUUGUGCUGCCACAGCAUCAGUCACGGCAUUCUUCUGCGCAAGGUUCCCCUUCUGCAGUAUCUCUACUACUUGGAUCAAAUCGGCAUUGCCAUGUCACCACUCAGUAACAAUGCACUUUUCCUGACAUACGACAAGAACCCAUGCGCUAGUUUCUUCAAGCGAGGACUCAAUGUGUCUUUGUCGACUGAUGAUCCUUUGCAAUUCGCUUUCACGAAGGAGCCUCUUAUUGAGGAAUACUCCGUCGCGGCGCAGAUCUACAAAUUCAGCGCCGUCGACAUGUGUGAGCUCGCAAAACAUUCUGUGGACCAGAGUGGAUUUGAACGCUCUCUCAAGGCCAGAUGGCUGGGCUCCGACUGUUCUCUGCCGGGUGUUUCUGGCAACAAUGUUGCGAAGAGCAAUGUUCCAGAUAUCCGCGAGGCCUUCCGGCAUGAAACUCUUCUCGGAGAGCUGUCCUUGAUCGAACGAUAUUCCGAGUCCAAUGGGGCCGACGACCAGAAGGGCGCGGCCUCAUCUUCAGUUCCAGCCAAACAGGCGGUUGGCAAGCCCAUGGAUAAUGUUUCUUCAAAUGGUAAAUGA